Molecule: messenger RNA, 1499 nt
Organism: Megalobrama amblycephala (Wuchang bream)
Lineage: Eukaryota; Metazoa; Chordata; Actinopteri; Cypriniformes; Xenocyprididae
Exons: 5
Coding region: 159-1043 (294 amino acids)
Source: RefSeq, a predicted model, not a curated record
UGGGCGUUUCAUCUGGGUAUACGUCAGCGAAACAAGCAGGUACAGACACAACUAGUCAUCAACCACUUUCAGUUUCAGAAGAACACAAAUUUACUUGUGCGUUUAGAUGGACAAAAGCUUUUAUUUCCACAGAUUCAGCAUUCUGUGACUAUUGUAAAAUGAUGGUCUUUAUUUCAAUCAUAGUGUGUGUGUUUGUGGCUGGUGUCUCUGGUGUUAGUAUACAUGAUGUGAUUCUGGUGAAGGGAGAUUCACUCACUCUACACACUGGUGUUACAACAGACCAACAAGAGGAGAUUAGAUGGUUUUUUAAAGACACUCUCAUUGCUGAAAUCACUGGACAUUUCAGUUACAACUCUACAGAUCUGUGUAGGGUCUGUACAGAUGUUCAGUGUGAUGAAGAUAAUGAGAGAUUCAGAGACAGACUGAAGCUGGAUCAUCAGACUGGAUCUCUGACCAUCACAAACACCAGAAACACAGACUCUGGAGAAUAUCGAAUACAGUUUAACAGCAACAAUGACAGUGAGAAAAUCUUUAAGGUUUAUGUUUGGGGUGUUUCUGCUGCAAAACAAAAGAAGAUCAUGGAGGGAGAAUCUGUUACUUUGGACGCUGGUGUAAGGGAACAAAAUGAAAUGGUAACUUGGUAUUUCAAUGACACUCUCAUCGCUCUAGUCACUGGAGAUCUCAGUUUGAUUGGUACAGAUGUUCAGUGGAAAGAUAGUAAUGAAAGAUUCAGAGACAGACUGAUGCUGAGUUUUCGGUUUACAUGGUCUCUGAUCAUCACAAACACCAGAAACACAGACUCUGGACUCUAUACACUAAAGAUCAUCAAGAGCAAUUUCACCAUCACGAGGAGCGUCACUGUUACUGUCAUUGUUCCAAGUCUGAUACCCUCUGCUUUUGUUACUGUUUUUCUGCUGAUGACUGUUUGGUUCCGUACGGGGCAGAUUCACGAUGAAUGGAGGCUGCGCUAUGAUCGGAUGAGAUACUAUGGACAUACUAUAGAUCGGGUGAUAUCUGGGGUACUAUCUAUCUCAGGUCUCUGAGAUCUGUAAGUGGCAUUUGAGUUUCCUCAGUGUGUGGUUUGAUUUAGAUAUCAUUACAUGCAAAAGUGCACUGCUCCUAUACGGUUUAAGUUUAAAAUGCAUUGAUAUAUUUAUUAUUAUUAUUAAUAAUUAUAUAAUUGUUUAUUUAUACAGGGUAUUAUGAUCCUGCUUUAGGGUCAGGUUGUAACAAAUGCGAGAACAGGUUUCCUUUUUAUUAUCCUUUAUUAUAAUCAAUACAUCAAAUGUUACAAUGCUAUAUAUUUUUCUUCUUUUCUUUCUGUUUUUGGAUAAUGUUGCAUUUAUAUUUUUGAUGAUUUAAACGAUCUAUUAUUCUGUAUAAUUUCUGUAUAUUUGUUAAAAGUAUACAUUGUUAAAAAUGCAUUGUUUUUUUUUGUUUUUUUGUCUCUGUAGUUGCACAUUUAUGAUUGUUGAUAUUAUACAACUGUAAAAUAAAAG